UGUAAGACCGUUGACCUGUAGUGUGUAAGACGUGUUCGGAAUGGAAGGUAAUUUAACCUAACGUUGCUUAUUCUAAUUGAUGACUGAUCAUGGCAGUGCAAAAUUGCAGAAUGCCGCUUAUCCUGAGAAAAGUCAUCACGAAGCAGAGUGGUGGAUGUGUGCGUGCUGUGUGGAUAACAAAGAUGACAGAUCGAUAUUUAUCCUGUUUGGGAACAAACUAUCAAAUCCACCGUGAGAAGGGAAAUGUUACAGGCAAAAAUGUCAUGACCGGAAAUGUGGAUAAGUUCGGUGGAAUCACUGUGCACCUCAACGAACGAGACUUUCCACCUGACAUCAGCGAAAGUGCCUUCAGUAUUCAACUGCGAGACUCUCUCAGCCAUUGGAGGGCAGAGGGUCGCAUCGCGGUGUGGCUGCAUGUGCCCCUCAUCCAGAGCCGCUUCAUCACCGCGGCCGCUAAACAUGGCUUCACCUUCCACCACGCCCGGCAUGACUGGUCCACCCUCUGCCUGUGGCUGGCGGAGGGCGAGAGCAGACUGCCCGGAUUUGCCACGCACCAGAUCGGAGUGGCAGGUGCAGUCCUCGAUGAGGCAAGUGGAAAAGUUCUCGUCGUUCAAGACAAAAACAAGACAAAAAAUGCCUGGAAGUUCCCCGGUGGACUCUCAGAGCCAGGAGAAAAUAUUGGUGACACAGCAGUCCGGGAGGUGUUGGAAGAGACAGGGGUGCGGGCUCAGUUUAAGUCCCUCCUGAGCAUCAGGCAACAGCACAACCACCCCGGAGCGUUCGGAAUGUCGGACAUGUACCUGAUCUGCCGCCUGCAGCCGCUGACGUUCCACAUAGACUUCUGUACCCAAGAGUGCCUGCGCUGCGAUUGGCUCCCCCUGGAGGAGCUGGCCCACACCAACGCCACCACGCCCAUCACCAGCCGCAUCGCCAGGCUGCUCCUCUACGGACUGCAGCACGGCUUCCACCGCAUAGACCUGCCCGUGGAGCAGCUGCCCGCCGUGUACUCCGGAAUGUUCUACCAGCUGUACCACAGAGUGCUGCCCGUGAAUGCGGCCUGAGUCAGGGUCGUGUGACGAGAGCUGUCUCAGGAUUUCACCUCCUCACUUGAUUUAAACUAGGCCCAAUCCUUUAUUUUAACUUUUGAAAACUUCCCCAUAAACCUAUAAAAGCCACAGGUAUAGGCUUCACUAAACUGGAACUGGAUGAGAUGUGCCCCCCUGCUCAAGUUUCUGCUCUCCAUUAGGCUGUGAUGGCCCACUCCCCCGCUCAACUAACCUAGUAAAGUGGCUUUCAUAUGAUCAGCGUCACUCAACAAGGCGUCAAGCCAUGAUGAUACCCGACUUGGCAGCAAAAUUAAGCCUGGAGUAAUUAAAAUAAAGCCUAGCAUAUCCAGUCACAUCACAACUUUGUAUGAAGCAGUAGCCUCCACUACUAACAACACAGAGCCCAGGCAGCGUUUGAUUCUUGUCAUGUGAAAGCGGCUUAAUGGCAGAAACAGCUGCUUCCGUCACCAUUCAUUAGGCCAGAUGAUGGUGCGGGAGAGAGCAAGCGAUGGGCAUCUCUGUGUGGAGUGUUUGUCUCAUCAAAGCAUAUUAAGCCCUUUGCCCUAGUGUUUGUUGCAUCUUAUUUAUUUCCCGCACAUGUCCUUUCUCUUCCUGUUGACAGGGACAGAGAUGCGUAAAGGAAAAAUAUUUUUUUAAUUCCACAGCAAGUUGGAAGGACUUCAGUAGUGGUGCAGAUGGUAAAGGAAUCAUGGAGUUGGGUUUGAGCAGGUCAACUGCAUUUGGGUUAUAACCAAAGAAACGCAAGCAAUCAAAUAAAGACUUGGGUUCAACCAGCCAGUUGGUGAAUGCUCACUUUUGUUCAUCUUUUACUGCUUAGUUGUUGCUCACACUAGCUAUCACUCACUAGUUGUCACUUUAGCUGCAUGUAACUGUGUGUUUCCUCCUGAUAAAUUUGUGUGUAUUCGUUUAAUUUCCCAUCACGCUGUUUCGUUCACAUUAUGCUGGUGUGUUUGAAAAGCCUUUCGGGGAAGGAGAAGGAGCACUGCAGGAUGGUGAUCAGAUGGUGGCUUACCACCGUGUCAUACCAUAUGGCAACCCAAUACCGAGAUCCCAGACUACGUUAUUGUUCUCAUUACCGAUAUCACCACACCUUAUCUACUUAUGGGAAAGUCACCCCAGUUGCCUCAGUACCAAGAAAACACAAGAGGAACCAAUGGGUGGACCACAACACAAUUGGUCAACAACAGUCGGCAAAUGCUAAGCUCUGUCGGUGAAAAAAAAACAGCGGAAAGUUUGGAUGAUUCCGGAAAAGUUUAUGGGAUUGGGAAAGGUUAUGGGGGGCAGUGGGUGCUGGCUGCCCACACAGUGUAUUCACUACUCCUUAGUUAUCCUUAUGUUUGUAGAGCAGGACAUUUCCAAAGUGGAACAGGUUGGGUCGGGAUCAGCUCUUAGCUGACAUGGGGAGGAAGAGAAUGGCCUUCUGGCCCGGGCUGGUCUUCGGCCCGAGUUUGUGCUGCCCGUUCCGCUUCAGUGCCACGUACCAGUCUGGAAACUUCUGUGAGCGAUACGUGUUGUAAUUGUUGGCCUCCAGCCUCUCCAGGAAAUAGCACUCGUCUGUCACACGUCUCUGAAAGGGGGUAAAAAACUAUUAUUAUUUAUUUUUGUUGGGAUUUAUACCCAUAUUUUCGAUCACUGCAACAAGAUAAACACACACUCUCCUCCAAAAUCUGUGUGACACAUCUCAAGCAGCUGCUACAAGCGCCCUCAAUUUAAACUGGGACUGAGUCAGAAGAGGAUACUUUAUUUCGGAAUUAUGGCUCUCUGUGCACCAUGAUUCCUACUGAAGCCAUGUUUGUCAACAAUGGUCUAUGCUCAAAGGGGUUCAUCGGUGCGCAAUGAGGCGUCCUGUCAACUGAAACCCCUCCCAUGAUGACGCAGCUGACUGUGUGCCACCCUGUGGGGCUACCAGCCACAGUCAGCAUUGAAACAGUCCAGAUUGAAAACAUCUUUUUUUUUUUGGGGGGGGGGUGUUUGCACGGAUGUUGCAAAUUUAGAAAAAAUCUAAAACUGAAAUCUCUCAGUUACAUAAGUAUUCAGACCCUUUGCUGUGGCACUCCAUUGUGGUCAGAUGCAACAUGUUUGCUUUAAGUAUCCUUGAGAUGUGUCUACAACUUGAUUGGAGUCAACCUGUGGCAAAUUUAAUUGAUUGAACAUGUGUAUACACCUGUGUAUACACUGAUUAGCCACAACAUUAAAACCACCAGGCACGUGCACAGAUAGGGCCCAAGGGGGGCUUGUGCCCCUGCCCUUUUGCCCUCAGAGUCAAAAAGUGCCACUUUUUGGCUGCUGUUAAUUGCAUUUUAUCUUUAUAUUUAUUUGUUAUUUAUAUUCUAUAAAAAAGAGGGAAAUGUAUAGUACUAGCCAUGAAAAAAUACACCUUAUCAAUGUAAGAUCCACUCAACACUUACUUACUUUUUAUAUUAUACAUCCGUUAAAAAAAAAUGAAAUAGGUCAGUAGGACUUUCAAACUGUAAUUGCGUCAUUACUAGCCUCGGUACUUGCGAGUAGCUAGCUAGUCUAUCAUUAAAACAAUGUUAUCUCCGUCAUGCACAACUUACAAAUAUGCAAUUCAUUUCUGAAGCAGGUUACAUUUUCCAUAGUUUUGGUAGUUUGGUGAUUAGUCGCCCCCCUUUUUUAAUACCCAGUUUACUGAAAAUGUGAUGUUUAAAAGUGUAUUAUUGUUUGGGCAUGUCACAGUGGGUUUUCCCUGUUAAAAUAAAAGUUUCAAUCAAUCACUCAAUUUUGAAUAAGAAGAAGCAUGAUGAACCCUGCUAGAAGAGGCAAAAUCACCUGUCUUCAAUGAAAGGCAAACUACUUCUCUCCUCCCUGACCCUGGAUCAGUUUUUCAGCCAUAGAUGUAGCAAAUAUAUAAGAGUGUGUUUAAGUAGUGUGUGUGCACAAUGUUUUCUUUAUAUAGGCCUAUUUAUUCCGUUUUAUUUAUUUUUGUGUGUUUUAUGUGUUGUUAUUCCUGUUCCUGGAAUAAAGACUGAAGACUAAAGUAUA
This is a messenger RNA of Conger conger (European conger), 4070 nucleotides long. It is a transcript of the gene nudt6, whose product is annotated as nudix (nucleoside diphosphate linked moiety X)-type motif 6. The transcript has 5 exons. Gene Ontology annotation, molecular function: ADP-ribose diphosphatase activity; NAD binding; NADH pyrophosphatase activity. Bases 90 to 1061 code for a protein of 323 amino acids. The record is from RefSeq and is a predicted model, not a curated record. NCBI's taxonomy places the organism in Eukaryota, Metazoa, Chordata, Actinopteri, Anguilliformes, Congridae.